Hydatigera taeniaeformis is the source of this 2817-nucleotide messenger RNA. The record is from the annotation of a GenBank genome assembly. Lineage: Eukaryota; Metazoa; Platyhelminthes; Cestoda; Cyclophyllidea; Taeniidae.
AUGGAUAAUUGCAAUGAACUGGCGCUGACAUUAGAAAGGACGUUAUCUCCUUUACGAGAGGAACGUAGGCGAGCGGAAAACAUGCUAAAGACAAUGGAGCUUCAACCCGGGUAUUCCGUUUGUCUGCUCGCCCUUCUGCAGGAUCCCUCACGGCCGAAAACUAUUCGACUUUCUGCGGCUACAACUCUCAAGAACUUCAUCAAACAUUAUUGGAAAGCUGAGGCGGAAUCAGAUAAUCUAAUUCCGGAUUCCGAUCGAGAACAACUGAAGGCUCAGUUAAUUAAUGCGAUGCUUACUAGCACUGGCGCUAGCCAACACAUGCUCUCUGAAGCCAUUGGUCUUAUUGGUCAUGCGGACUUUCCAGCUCGUUGGCCUAGUUUACUCCCUGAUAUCAUCCAGCGGAUCACUCAACUUGGUACUGAGCUCGAUAGUGUUCAAGGCCUCCUCUAUACUGCUCACUCUCUUUUUAAACGCUACCGACACGAGGAGCGUUCCGACGCGCUAUUCUCGGAAAUGAAGUUCGUUAUCGGCCAAUUCGCCGAACCUUUAACCACUUUGGCGGCAAAUCUCAUGAACCUGGUUAUUGGUCCCAAUCGUUUGACUAACGGUAAUCAGUUAGUUCCCGUAAUGCAUGCAUUGCUUCUCGUCUGCAAGAUUUUCCUCAGUCUCAACUGUCAGGAUUUACCGGAAUUCUUUGAAGACAACAUGAGUCAGUGGAUGGGAAUCUUUCAUCAGCUCCUUACUCUCGAUCCACAAAUCACAGAGUUGAUCAAUUCCUCAGCAAUGGGUGCUGACGCAAUAGGAGACUCGUCUUUGGCAGGCGCCUUGGUAGAACAAGUAAAAUCGCAGAUUUGCGAUAAUAUCACUCUCUACGCCACCAAAUACGGCUCAGAUUUUACAAGUUAUCUCCCAGAGUUUGUAAAGGAUGUUUGGGAGAUGCUCACUUCCAUGAAAAACACGCAAGAUCCGAAGUAUGACAGGCUCAUCGGUAAUGCGCUUGAUUUUCUCAAGUCGGUUGUGUCUCGUCCCCAGCAUAGAGCGCUUUUUGAGGUGCCGGAGACUCUACAAAAGCUUUGCGAACUCAUUGUUUUACCCAACAUCCAGCUCUCGGGCAAGUAUAUUUGGACCUUGAGUUAUACCGCUUCUGCUUUUACAAGCUUGAGGGUUUCUAGUGACGAAGAGUUGUUUGAAGACUCCCCUGAGGAGUAUAUUCGCCGGGACUUGGAGGGCUCCGAUGCUCACACGCGUCGUCGAUCUGCCUGCAACCUGGUCUACGCUCUUUGUGAAGCCUUUGAAGCUCCCGUAAUCAAUAAUUUUGCUCGCUACAUUAACCACCUUUUGGCAGAGUACGCCAACGCCGUGGCGGCUGUUGCCACCAACAACAACAGUAACACUGCGGCUGGAAACAGAACUGUGCCUACGGCAGGUUGGAGUAAUAAGGACUCUGCUCUCCUCCUUGUCACGUCUCUGGCUGCUAAAGGCAAAACAGAAAAGUUUGGAGUUAUUUCGGCCUCGAGACUGGUGGACAUCCCAAAGUUUUUCGAGACUCAUGUCCUCCCGGAGCUGCAGAAUCCUAAUGUCGAUCAACUGCCGGUGAUAAAGGCAGACUGUCUACGUUAUGCCAUCACCUUCCGUGGUCUUUUGCCCUCCACGGCAAUUCUGAGUCUCUUCAACUUUGUACCCAAUUUUCUUACCGCUUCCUCCAUUGUCGUCCACAGUUACGCUGCCAUUCUUCUUGAAAAAUUCCUUCUCAUGACUGUUCCAGAACGCCCUGUUCUCACGCCUUUAAUCAGUAAGUCCGAUGUACCCAACCCCGAGGGUCUCAUUCAGCGUUGCCUUGAGGCUCUUUCUCGACCUGCAUCAUGUGAAAGCGUCUAUCUCAUGAGAGCUCUCCUUCGAAUCUGCAGUUGCUUGGAGGAUCGGUGUUUACCCUCCAUGAAUUCGCUUGUUACUACUUUGGUCAUGCGACUGGGUCAGAUUGUCAAGAAUCCUUCCAAACCGCAGUUCAAUCACUUCCUCUUCGAAUCACUCUGUCUUUGUGUGCGGUUGACGUGUGCCGCAGACCCCUCUUCAAUUGCACACUUUGAGGCGGCUCUCUUCAUGAUUUUUCAGGAAAUUCUCCAACAAGACAUCACAGAGCUUUUCCCCUAUGUCUUCCAACUGCUUGCAGUGAUGUUGGAGCAGUAUCCCCUUGGUUCCAACGUUCGCGAUUUGUGCGCACAGAAGAGGAAGAUGGCAGGCUUGGAGCCAGAACCACAAAUGGCAUCAUUGCCGACUCCAAAUAUGGCCUAUCAGGCCCUUUUACCACGUCUCCUAGUCCCUCCUCUAUGGGAGACCCAGGGAGCUGUCAUGUCACUUGCACGUCUAAUGCAGGCUUACCUUCUGCACAACGUGGAAGCUGUUCUGGCAACCAAUAAGGUUGAUGCCAUUCUCGGCGUGUAUCAGCGACUCCUCAACUCCAAGACCAACGACGUCUAUGCCUUCACCAUCAUAUCUGCCUUUCUUCUCGCCUUUCCACGAACUUAUCUGGAGCCCCUUCUCCCGCAAAUCUUUAUUUGCAUUUUCCAGCGUCUUCAAGCUGCCAAAACGGAAAAGUUCAUGCGAUCUUUGACUGCCUUCCUGGCUCAUUUCGUCCUCACCUUUGGUGCCAAUGAUUUGGUAAGAAUUAUGGACAAGGUGCAGGACAGGAUAUUCUCCAAAGUCCUUGCCAAGGUCAUUCUCCCUCAUGCCGAAAUAGCCAUCUCUUUACCCAUGGGAGUGAAUAAUCCCACCUUUGUCCUCACGGGUGCGUUCUCUCAACAAAAUUUUACUUUUUAG